AUGGCUUCGAUUACUUUCAAUCAACAAAGAAGAUUCAAAAUCUGGCGUUUUUGGUUUGGGGCUGCUUUACUAUUCACUGCCUGCUGGAUCUUCUUGGUUGAAAUCUUGAGGGAUGAAAACGGUGACGGAUUAUCAAUUACACCCAAACCAUCCUCAAUCUACAAGAUAUCAGACACAUAUCCUAACCCACUUGAUCAUAAUAAUUGGCGAAUGUUAAUAGCUGUCGAUCCUACUGCUUCCAAACCGUCACCAGAAUACCAUCAAUCAACCCGCACUCAGAAAAUCUUUUCAUAUCUAUCUUCCUACCAGACUCAGGCUGAGAAGUGCCGGGACUUGUGGAUUUCUGAACAAACGUUAUGCACCGAUGAGCAAUUUCGUAGUGCUGUGAUAGCGAGUCAAUCAUCACCAAGUUUAGACGUUGUUUGGACAUGGGUCAAUGGGUCUGAUCCAGUAUUUUCAAAGGUUCAAAAGACUCAUGAAAGGCUACGCGAUUCAAACCGAUCCGCAAGCGCUUCAACCAAAGAGAAGGAGACGGUCUUCCAAGUUGGGACUGAUGCAACUCAUUUUGCUGAUCAUGACGAACUCCGUUAUUCACUCAGAAGUGCACUAGGAACCUUGAAAUCCAUUCGAACCUUCAAUAUCUUUACGGUCGACUUUUCGAGUGCCGAUCUUCGGCUUGCAGAGGUUGAUAUCGGCCCUUCACAACCUUCGGAAAGCUCCAAUCGUUGGGGAAGCGUACCUAGCUGGUUAAAUCAGACUGCCUUGGAUGGAACUCCCAACCCCACCAUCGAUCAACCGCCCAUUCGAGUUAUUCAUCACUCAGAAGCUCAAAAUGAGAAAUUUGCAGACUCGCCGCUCAGCUUUAGCAGCCUGGCUAUUGAAUCGCGGAUCCCCAGGCUGAAUGUUUUGCGUGACAACGUACUAUAUGCUAACGAUGACUGCUUUCUACUACGUAAAUUAGAGACCAGUGACCUGGAGACUAUACUCACUGGACCAAUAUUACAUAUCCAAAUGUCAUUGUCUGUGACGUCUCACAAUCCAUGGCUGCUUUCAAACAGCAAACCGGAGGAGGUUGGCGAAGAGUGGGUGGCCCUGAAAUACACCUCAGGCGUCAAAGCUUACAACAGAUUGAACUCGGUUCUGGGUGCCUCUGUAGGCAAUUGGUUGCUAGAUGCUCGCUUCGGUGCUAGAGAUCGCUGUUAUCUUGGCCACUAUGCUCGCAUGCUGUCAAUACCUAUAUCUCGAGAACUAUCUCUAGUUUGGGAGAAAGAGUUCAUUCAGACGGAUCAAGCAAAGUUUCGAGCACUCGGUCCGGAGGUUUACUUAUUUUACCUUCACGCAUGGUAUACGAUCGAAAAACAUCGAGAGUCACUCUUGUACUCCUUUGUGAUGCUGAAGACUGACUCCAAUGUUGAUGGAAUCAUAAAUCAAGAAGAGUACGACAAGAUGCUACAUCACCUCAGCAUUGAAGGAUCUCAGACAGUCAUCAAGACCGCUGCCAAAGCCAAUUCGAGUUCUGUACCCAAAGUAUUUGACGCCCUAGAUCAACUUCACAUUCCUCUUCCGCUUGAGACAGAGUACCACUGGACAGCUUCGGAUGGCUACGCAUUAUCAUUCAACAAGUCUUGUGAAAUCUCAAUAGAUGAGUGCCUGGAAUACAAACCAGAUACUCCAUCUGUUGAAUUAUUCCGUCGGAUAGCUUUUGAAAAGGUCCAAUGUGGUGACUGCCUGAUUCAAUAUCUGAUUGAUCAAAAUGGCCUCAACGCCUUACUUCCUCCUGUCGAACCGGAAUUCUUUAAUGCUAAACUAUCACCUCCUUGGAGUCAUACCGAUCUCAAUGGUCCCGAGUCAGACUGGCGAAACGGUUCUUUCAAAGUGAAUUUAACAAUGGUCCAGAAGAUUGGAAAGCGGAAGAUGGCACUCAGACAGUUGGAACGAUAUAACUACGUAAUCGGAAGUUCCAAUAGCACCUUCGCCACUAUCCGUAGACCUGGCGAUGUUCACGUACAACUUAGCCCCCUACAAAACGAGUCACAUCCAGCCACUUACUUGGCUAUCAAUGAUCAAGUCAGAGCGCCACGAUUCCUCUUCCCUGUUCAAAAUCUCCUUCACAACUUUUUCAAGAACAGAUUUUCAGAUUCGAUAGGUUGGUGGGAAAAAUCAGGUUAA
Melampsora larici-populina 98AG31 is the source of this 2169-nucleotide messenger RNA. RefSeq lists its product as uncharacterized. The record is from RefSeq and is a predicted model, not a curated record. The transcript is spliced from 7 exons. Gene Ontology annotation, cellular component: Golgi apparatus. Gene Ontology annotation, biological process: N-glycan processing to lysosome; carbohydrate phosphorylation. Bases 1 to 2169 code for a protein of 722 amino acids. Gene Ontology annotation, molecular function: UDP-N-acetylglucosamine-lysosomal-enzyme N-acetylglucosaminephosphotransferase activity. NCBI's taxonomy places the organism in Eukaryota, Fungi, Basidiomycota, Pucciniomycetes, Pucciniales, Melampsoraceae.